AUGGCGGGCGGAGGCGGCGAGCCGGGGCGGCCCGGUGGCCGCGCGCGUUCACGGUUGCGCGCGCCACGCAGCGCAGCCGCGCGCGGGGCAGCGGUGGCGGCAGCGCGAGGCGGCACGAUGUCCCGGAUGGCAUGCAUUUGGCGGAAGCGGGGGGGGGGCCGGGUUGCCGGCGACUGUUCCGGCUCGGUGCUCGCCUUCACUGGCCGAGAGCGGCUGCCACAGGGCGCCGCCGCGCGGCCUUCGCCAGAGAGGCGGCGGGCGGUGAGCGGGAACGGGACGCGGAACGGAGCGGGAGGGAGAGGACGGAGAAUGGGGCGGUGGGGACGCGUCACUUGCCGCGGCCGGUCUUCGUUUAGAAGGGGGGAGGACCCCGAACGCGGGGACCUCCCUCCUGGACAUCUUCACUUACUGGCUGCGGUAAGUGCCUCCCCCGCACCAGCAACCGCGGGGCCGCGCUGGCCCCCGGGGGGCGGGGGCUGCGGGUGCCCCGCAGGCGCUUCCUCCGGCCGCAGGGCCCCGCUCAAGGCCUCUCUGCCCGCAGGUCUCCGGCGGCAGAAGGCAAAGUGGUCCCGAACGGACGGCCAGGCCGAAGGGAAGCCGUUCGCUCCAGCAGCUCAGCGACGGAGGCACGAAGAAGCCCCGGCCAAGAGGCCAGCUAAAGCAGCAGCUGUUCCCAAAGCAAAAGCAGUUCCUCCGGCCAAGAAGGCAGAGAGCAGCAGUGAGGACUCCAGUGAUGAUUCAGACUCGGAGGAGGAGGAGAAGCCAACAAAGAAAGGUGCAAAAUCUGUGGUGAAACCAGCUGGAACCAAAAUCCAGCCUCAGAAGAAAGCAGAGAGUUCCAGCUCUGACUCAAGCAGCUCAGAUGAAGAAGCACCAAAGAAACAGCCACCAAAACCAGCAACACCUAAAUCGGGAAGUAAAGCUGCCCAGGCAGCUACCAAGGUUGUCAAUGGAAAAGCAGCAAGCAGUAGCAGCAGUAGUGAAGAUUCUGAUGAGGAAAAGGCUGCACCAAAAAAGGUUGUUCCCAAGAAAUCACCUCUGCCGAAACCUGCAGCCGCUAAAGCAUGUCCAGGGAAAAACAAACGUGCCAAGGAAAGUUCCAGUAGUGAGGACUCAUCUGACAGCUCAGAUGAUGAAAAGCCACCUGCAAAACAAAAGCCAAAGUCUGGUCAGUACAGUGCUGUACCACCUCCUCAGGGAACCCAGACAAAGAAAGGCCUUGCCAAGGCUCCUGCAAAAAAGGCUGAGAGCAGUGACUCUUCAGACAGUAGUGAUGAGGCAGAGCAGGUGCCCCCAAAGGGAGGAGCAGCAGGCAAAGCCGUAGUAGCUAAAACAAUCCCUGGCCCCCAAAACAAAGCUGUGACUAGCAAGAAGGCUAAAUCCAGUUCUGACAGUGACUCAGAUUCCAGCUCUGAAGAUGACAAAAAGAAGGCAGGGAGUAAACUCCCAGCUAAACCACCUGUGAUAAAGAAUACUUCCAAACAAGCAAAAGUAGUUGUCAAGCCUGGACAAGCAAAGAAAGACUCCAGUUCUUCCUCAGACAGCUCAGAUUCUGAUAGUUCUGACAAGAAGGCAGCUCCUGUGAAGCCCACAACUAAAGCAGCAACCCCUGCAGCAAAGAAGUCACAAGCUGCCACAAAGAAAGCCCAAAGCAGCUCUGAUUCAGAUAGCAGCUCCAGCAGUUCUGAGGAUGAGAAGGAAAAGAAGAAAGCCCCUCCAGCUAAAUUAGCUGGCAAAGUGGCUAAGCCAGUGUCCAAACCUUCUACUCCAGCUUCCAAAGCAGACACAUCUGACUCUGAUAGCUCAAGCAGUGAAGAAGAAAAGAAGCCGGCAGUGAAACCAGCCACUAAAUCUACAGGGGCAGCAAAAGCAACUGUAGGGAAGAAGGCAGCUGCUUCUAGUAGUAGCAGCAGCUCAUCAGAUAGUUCCAGUGAAGAGGAUGGGAAGCCCAAAAAGGUGGCAAAAGGGGUACAGAAUGGUUCUAAGGCCACUGCCUCCACAGAGAAAGCAAAAGCAUCCUCAACAGCAGCAAACAACAUGAAGUCUAAGCCAGCUGGUGGCAGUAGUAGUAGCAGUGAAAGCAGCUCUGAAGAAGAAACCGGAAAAGUUAAUGGAGGUUCAAUCGGGAAGAAACAGAAGAGGGAAGAUGUUCAGGAGCCAGAGACACCACACAGUAAAAAAGCAAAGGUCAAAGCCAAAACACCACACACAGUUCCCAAGGUGAAACGGCCAGCCUCUCCAUUCCGCCGUGUAAGGGAAGAAGAGAUUGAGGUGGAUGCCCGUUUUGCUGAUAACUCAUUUGAAGCAAAGAAAGGAGCAGCUGGUGACUGGGGUGAGAAGGCUAACAAUAUCCUGAAAUACACUAAAGGCAAAUCUUUCCGCCAUGAGAAGACAAAGAAAAAACGAGGCAGCUACCGCGGGGGCACUAUAUCGACCCAAGUCAAUUCUGUCAAGUUUGAAAGUGACUGAGAAUGUUUCCUUUGGAAUUCAUAAACCAUCUGCUCAUCAGAACAUCUUGGAUGGGCAUGUGAACAUUAUGGAUAUCAAGCCUGCCUGGAACGCUACCUCCCCUAGUAGCAUGGUACAGGCAGCUUCAGUAUAGGGAUGUGGGAGAAUGGCUGGAUGUUUCCCCCUUUUAUUUCUAAUUUUGGUUUAGUCUCCUAAUUUGGAACCAUCCUUGAGCUGGUGUUACUAGCACCACCAGGGUGACCUCCAAGGCUUAUAUUUUCUACAGUCUUAUUUUAAAAGGCUGGCAAUGAUUUUUGGUUUUGGUUUCCUGCCCAACUAAUAGAAGAAAGAGAAAUCAUUCUCCUGUAUUUUAACCUCCCAUUUCUUUUUCAGCCAGUUUAAAUCUGAUACCUGUGAAAAGGCAAGUAUUGUAACUUGCCUUUGAUUAGUUACUGUAAGAACAACUGAUUUGAGCCCUUUGGCUGUAAUCCCCAACCCCACCUGACAUUUCAAAUUCACACUUGCAGUGUGACAGAGUUCCUCUUUUCUGUGUUCUUUUAUGGUUUUACCUUGUAAUAAAUACCUACCUUCCUCUUCCUUGCACUCCUGUUGAGGCUACUAACCAGAGUACUUGGAGAAGCAGCAUCUAAAUACAUCUUAGUGGUUGAAUAACAGUAUUGCUUGCAGUUGCAAGGUGGGGGGCAGAAAGACCAAGGUCUAUAAUACAGCUGUGGAAAUCUUGUCAACACUUCCAUUAGGAGUGUAGCUGGGGAGUGGAGUUGUGAAGAAACUUGACUGCAUGGAUGUUUCACUUGGUGGGAUCAGGUAGGGAGGCAGAGGAGAUAAAGCCCUCUUUCCAGCUCUGCUUUUUGCUGUGUUUUUGUUUCAGAGACUCUGACUGCAGUGGCAUUACUCCUUGUUCUCUCUGAACAUACAAUGUGCCAGCUUAUGCUUAUUGCCAGCAGUGUGAGCUGCAGCGUGGUAGGAGUCAAGAUGAAUGUAUCAUUAAUGCCUUAAAUUUCUUUUCUGGGUUGGAUCACUUGCUCUUUGAGCUGUUUUCCAUCUGUUAAAUCCCUCUUGAGAAGUAAAAUGCCAGCUUCCCUUAGCACUAAGGCAAAUAAAGCCUGGUGUGGUAAGGUUUGAAGUGUUAGCUACAAGUACAUGUUCAGUAUGGGGAGCCAAAAGUUCAGAAACUUGCAGCCAAAACUGAGACUAGUUGAGGCUUACUGCUGGUGAGGGGCAGGCUUGCUUUCCAUCCAGUUGUGUCACUGCCUCCUUACGGUGCAGCUUAUAUUUGGUUCCCCCAAAUACUUUGCCUCCUAUUAGGGGGUUCAGGUUAACUAGUUUGUGGAGCAGUUGGCUGAGCCCACAGCCAGUGUGAGUUUAACAAUGGUACUACAUGUUUGGGAAACGGAGUAGUGGGCUGUGGUGAAGCUGCCAGCUGCUGAGAGUGCGGGGCCUGAUUUCCAUGUUUCCAUUCCCUCCCUAAAGGCUGCCAAUGAGAGCAGCCUUCUUACAGGAAGCUACAUUAGUGUGCAAAGCAGUGUCGCCUAAUUGAGGGUUGGAUGAGACUUGAUGAGCCACCCCCAUGUACAUGAGCAGCAGCUUUUUCCAAAUGAGCCUUUUUCAUGUCUUCCCCUCUGGCUUGCACAAUCACUGUGGUGCCUGGAUUCAAGGCUACAGUGCAGAGGGGCCCAGGAGACCGUGGUUAUUUAAAGAAAAUAAAGGUUAUAGGCCAAAGGAAGGUGGGAAGAGUAUUUUCUACGUAAGGACUUAAACGUCAUCUUGUGUGUCAUUUGCCCUCUUUUUUUCUGUUUAUCCGGAACUUAUAUUUGGAACUCUUUUAAAUACUUUUAUGCUUUGGAGUUUUUAAAAAAGUCUAAAGUGUGAAUUUGAUGUGUCAAAAAAUAAAGAUUGCUGCCUUUGUAGUCUGA
Molecule: messenger RNA, 4382 nt
Organism: Manacus vitellinus (golden-collared manakin)
Lineage: Eukaryota; Metazoa; Chordata; Aves; Passeriformes; Pipridae
Gene: NOLC1
Product: nucleolar and coiled-body phosphoprotein 1
Exons: 12
Coding region: 1-2469 (822 amino acids)
Cellular component (GO): nucleoplasm; nucleolus
Source: RefSeq, a predicted model, not a curated record